Molecule: messenger RNA, 1357 nt
Organism: Schistocerca cancellata (South American locust)
Lineage: Eukaryota; Metazoa; Arthropoda; Insecta; Orthoptera; Acrididae
Exons: 5
Coding region: 1-588 (195 amino acids)
Molecular function (GO): oxygen binding; heme binding
Source: RefSeq, a predicted model, not a curated record
AUGACGGUGCAUACUGUUGGUUUACGAAACGGGGGCGGCAGCGGGCGCCGCUUCUCGCAGCGUGCCUCCUCGCUUUUAUCGCCGUCCUCGCCGCCGCCGCCCCCACCGCCGCCGGAGAUCUCGGAGCAGCAGAAGCAGCUGCUCACGGACGCCUGGAAGACUCUCGAGGACGACAUCGCCAGCGUGGGCGUCAUCACGUUCAUCAGCUUGUUUGAGACACAUCCAGAUGUGCAACAGGUCUUCAUGCCUUUCAACGGAAUCGCCAUAGAGGAUCUGAAGCACAGCAAGCAACUAAGGGCUCACGCGCUAAGGGUGAUGGCGUUCGUGCAGAAGGCUGUGGCGCGACUGUACGAACCUGAAGAGAAGCUGCUGACACUGCUGCAGGACCUGGGCCGUAAGCACGUCUCCUAUGGCGCCAAACAGGAGUACGUGGAUUUAAUUGGGCCGCAGUUCAUCCAGGCGAUUAAACCGUCGCUGGAAGCUCAGUGGAGUGACGAACUCCAGGGGGCCUGGGAGCGCCUGUUCGAGUACAUCGCGUUCCACAUGAAGGCGGCCAUGGAACGCGAGAAGGCGGAGAAGCGGCGCUGACCUCCGCUGCUGGGCCGCGCGGGAUCCACGCCCUGAUCUCUCCGGCGCGGCGCUACCCGCUCUCACCCCGUUGCUGAGGACGCAGAGCCAACAGCGAGUCGAAACGUCGAGUGGUGAUUUCUGUGCACCGUGGCACCCCACACGGAGUUUAGUUGUGAGAAAUCAUCUGUGAACCAUGUGACUGUAAAGUGCAAUCUCUCUUAUAUUUCGACUCUUCAGAAGGUGGAGCCAAGCACAAGAAUGCGUGGCUGACCACUGUGGUACUAAAAAAAAAAAUAUCUUUGUACAUUUUCAAAACAAGACGUGUCCUCCACUUCAAACAAGGUUUUCUACAGACGUUUUUCCUUUUCAUGAAGCAUGGUGAGAACAGUCUGACAACCGCAAGUACCUCGCAGAAUGCUGAGGCAAUGAAUUGAUUAACGUAUGGCCUCCAGCACUUUUAUGAAGUAGCGCGCACGUCGCUAGCUCUUUCCAACUUUGUCUCCUGGUUGAGGAAAAACCGAGUCUGGCAGAGUGUGAGCAUUAUCAACUUCGAGUGCUAACGGCUUAGAAGCUACGCUGCCGUUAAUAAGAUCUCAAUAGCCUCGGCUCUGAAAAUUUUAGUAAUUUGAAUUGCGUAAGCGGUUUGAUGUUGCUGGCAUUUAGAAAUUUUAAUUUUGUGCUGAUCCUGCCGGGGCUUGUGCACACUAUAGACAUAGAUUCAACGUGUGCUGUAGUUCAUCCGCCUUUCUGGUACCAUGAGUUUACUUGAACAGUAAUUGUGACAGCU